This is a messenger RNA of Salvia splendens (bonfire salvia), 2109 nucleotides long. RefSeq names its product protein ROOT HAIR SPECIFIC 17-like. Bases 140 to 1948 code for a protein of 602 amino acids. The transcript is spliced from 9 exons. The record is from RefSeq and is a predicted model, not a curated record. NCBI's taxonomy places the organism in Eukaryota, Viridiplantae, Streptophyta, Magnoliopsida, Lamiales, Lamiaceae.
CAAGGCGAAACUCUUGCGAUUUUUGAAGUUGGUUGUGCUGUUGUUGAAGCAGAUCAGAAAUCCUCCGCAUUUCCUCACCACACCAAAACCUCCUUGAUUCAAUCUCCUCUCUCUCUCUCUCUCUAUUGCACACGACGACAUGAGCAUGAUGAAGAAAAAGCCUCACAGAGAUGAGCUGAUCGGCCUUCAGAUUCUACACGGCCUCGUAUUCCGCCACCACAGCCGUCGCCGCCGUUUUCCUCUCUUCUCCGCUCUCUCCGGCUGCCUCCUCCUCCUCUUCGCCGUCGUCUUGUUCCUCUCACCUCCGGUCUCCGACCAUACCGGCCACCACCGCCGCCUCAUUCUCGAUACAUCGUUCAAUAACAGAGUCGGAAUCCACAUAAAUGCUGAGAAAGAGAACGUUUUCCGCGUUCCGAGGAGUGGAGGAAUCAUAGGGCGCGAUGUGUGGACUUCAAAUCAAUCGAAUUUAUUUUGCGGGUGCAGCAAUGCGAGCAACGACUUUCGACCUGCAGCGAUGAAAACUGAACCUCGUAGAUAUCUGUUGAUCGCAACCAGCGGAGGCUUAAAUCAGCAGAGAACAGGGAUAGUAGAUGCUGUUGUUGCAGCAUACAUCUUGAACGCGACCCUCGUUGUUCCUAAGCUGGAUCAGAAGUCAUUCUGGAAGGAUGCAAGCAACUUCUCUGAGAUCUUCAAUGUUGGCUGGUUCAUCAAGUAUCUCGCCAAAGAUGUUAAAAUUGUAGCACAGCUUCCAGAAACAGCAGGGAGAAUCAUAACCACCCGUUCUCCGAGGAAGUGCAAUAAGAAAUGCUAUGAGACGCGAAUCGUCCCCAUUUAUCAAAGGAAGCGAGUAGGUGUUUGUUUCUUCACCAUGUUUACGAGUUUUAGUGUCUCAAUUUCUCAGAGACUGAAGAGUGUGGAUAAAAUGCUUUGUUUUGGGUGUCACCAGGUGCAGGCAGUUCAGCUUACAAAGUUCGAUUACAGGCUCUCAAAUCGGCUUGAUAUGGAUCUGCAGAAACUAAGAUGCCGUGUUAACUACCAUGCCUUGAGAUUCACUUCUCCCAUUCAAGAUAUGGGUAUGAAGUUGUCCCAAAGGAUGAGAGCGAAAAGCAACCAUUACGUCGCGUUGCACUUGAGAUAUGAACCUGAUAUGCUAGCCUUCUCCGGGUGCUACUAUGGGGGUGGAGUGAAAGAGACUAAAGAGCUAGCUUCAAUACGAAAGAGGUGGAAAACGCUGCAUACAAAGAAUCCCGAGAAGGAACGAAGGCAUGGGAAAUGCCCUCUAACUCCUGAGGAAGUCGGGCUGAUGCUCAGGGCGUUAGGCUUUGGCAAUGAUGUUCAUAUAUAUGUAGCAUCAGGAGAAGUAUACGGAGGUGAGGAAACACUGGCGCCUCUCAAAGCCCUCUUCCCCAACAUCCACACUAAAGAGACUCUUGCUAGCAAAGAGGAGCUUGCUGAGUUCCAGUCCUAUUCUUCACGAAUGGCUGCGUUGGAUUUCAUUGUUUGUGACGAGAGCGAUGUUUUUGUCGCCAACAACAAUGGAAACAUGGCAAAGAUUCUUGCUGGGAAGAGGAGAUACUCUGGUCACAAGCCAACAAUUAGGCCUAAUGCCAAGAAGCUCUACCGGCUGUUCAAUGAUCGACACAACAUGACAUGGAACGACUUCGCCUCACAUAUUCGGACAUCCCAAGUUGGGUUCAUGGGAGAGCCAAAUGAGGUGAAGCCAGGGCGGGGCGAGUUCCACGAACACCCUUUACCCUGCAUAUGUCAGAAACGUGGGGAUUCAGCAAGAAACGGGGUGGAUAGAAACAACGAAUCAAACGAGGAAGAUGAGGAGCAAGAUCUGUUUGAAACAGAAUAUGCAGAGGAAGAUAGAGUGGUGCCUAACAGGAGAGAUUCUGGCUUAAGAAGCAGUGAUCAGCCAGAAUUAGAUGAGAUUCUAUCAGAGUAGAUGUAGUGUAGAUAUAUAAUAUAUAGCAAUUGAUCAACAACAAAUUUUGGUCUUGAUUAGACAGUGAAAUCAAGCAUAAAUAUGUGACUAGGUAGGGCAGCAACAACUUUGUACAUAGAACAUUUUUUGAAAAAGAAUGAAGAUUUUUCUUUUCUUCUUUA